Messenger RNA from Lachancea nothofagi CBS 11611, 2583 nucleotides. Lineage: Eukaryota; Fungi; Ascomycota; Saccharomycetes; Saccharomycetales; Saccharomycetaceae. The record is from the annotation of a GenBank genome assembly.
AUGAAGCUGGAUAUUAAAAAAGCCUUUGCCAAUCGGUCGGAUCGCGUGAAGGGCAUUGAUUUCCACCCUACAGAGCCAUGGAUUUUGACUACACUGUAUUCCGGUCGCGUGGAGAUUUGGAAUUUCGAGACUCAAACCGAGGUCAAAUCUAUAGCCGUCACAGAUACUCCAGUGAGGGCAGGGAAAUUCAUUGCUCGCAAAAACUGGAUUGUCGUAGGGUCUGACGAUUUUAAAAUCAGAGUCUUCAAUUACAACACGGGAGAAAAAGUCGCUGAUUUCGAGGCUCACCCAGACUACAUCCGUUCUCUUGCGGUACAUCCAACUAGACCAUAUUUGCUUUCUGGUUCAGAUGAUACAACAAUCAAAUUCUGGAACUGGGAGAAAAAUUGGUCCUUGGAACAGACCUUUGAAGGACACCAGCAUUUCGUUAUGAGCGUGGCUUUCAAUCCAAAAGAUCCUAGCACAUUUGCUUCGGCAAGUCAAGAUCUUACCGUGAAAAUCUGGUCUCUAGGUCAAGCCACCGCGAACUCCACCCUUCACGCUCACGAAACGAGAGGGGUCAACUAUGUUGAUUACUACCCGCUACAAGACAAGCCAUACUUGAUCACCAGCUCCGACGACCGCACUGCCAAGAUCUGGGAUUACCAAACGAAAUCCUGCGUGGCCACCCUUGAGGGGCACAUGGCCAAUGUUUCCUUCGCUGUUUUUCAUCCUUCUCUCCCAAUCAUCAUUACUGGCUCGGAGGAUAGCACAUUGAAGAUUUGGAACUCAAACACUUACAAAUUAGAGAAAACACUCAACUUAGGAUUAGAGAGAAGUUGGUGUAUCGCCACUCACCCAACAGGCAAGCGCAAUUAUAUCGCCUCAGGCUUUGAUAGCGGUUUCACCGUCCUAUCUUUAGGCAACGAUGAGCCAAAACUCUCCUUGGAUCCUGUUGGUAAAUUGGUAUGGUGUGGUGGAAAAAAUGCUCCAGCCACUGAUGUUUUCACUGCCGCUAUCAGAGGUAUCGAAGAAUCGGCUGAUGGAGAACCUAUACCGCUCCAAACCAAGGAAUUGGGAACUGUCGACGUUUUCCCACAAUCUAUGAGACAUUCUCCCAACGGAAGAUUUGUCACGGUAGUUGGCGAUGGCGAGUACAUCGUGUAUACCGCGCUAGCAUGGAGAAACAAGGCAUUUGGUAAAUGUCACGAUUUCGUUUGGGGUCCAGACUCAAAUAGUUAUGCACUGAUCGAUGAAACUGGUAACGUCAAGUUUUACAAAAAUUUUAAGGAAGUGACUUCUUGGUCGGUAUCUGUGGAAUUCGGAGUGGAGAAACUGUACGCAGGUGCAUUAUUGGGAGCCAAAGCCGACGGGUUUGUUUACUUCUUUGAUUGGGACUCAGGUUCCUUGGUCAGAAGGAUCGACGUCGAUGCACGCGAUGUCGUUUGGUCAGACAAUGGUGAGCUUGUCAUGAUGAUUAAUAAUACUGAUGAAAACAACUCCGAAGAGAGCUCGGCUUACGUUUUGGACUUCAAUAGAGAAGCUUACGAAGUUUUCUUGGCUAGCGAUGAAGAGCCUGCCGAGGAUGGUAUCGAAGAAGCAUUUGAGGUUCUAUAUGAGGUUACUGAACCAAUGAGUUCAGGUAAAUGGGUAGGAGACGUCUUUAUUUACACUACAGUGACCAACAGACUAAACUACUUUGUUGGUGGUAAGUCUUACAAUCUUGCUCAUUUCGACAAAGAAAUGUACAUGCUUGGAUACCUUCCUCGUGACAACAAGGUCUACUUGGCAGACCAUGACGUCCACAUCUACAGCUAUGAGAUAUCCAUCGAGGUUCUAGAGUUCCAGACUUUGGUUUUGAGGGGCGACCUAGAGCUGGCUAAAACUACCGUACUUCCCAAUAUUGAAGGCAAAGAAAACUUAUUGAAAAUUUCUCGGUUUUUGGAGGGUCAAAACCUUCACGAAGACGCUUUGGAAGUUAGCCCCGACAGCGACCAAAAAUUUGACCUAGCAUUGGAGCUAGGAAAGUUGUCGCUAGCCCAUAAAAUAGUGACCGAUAAUGAAAAUGAGUUCAAAUGGAGAAAGCUUGGCGACAAGGCUCUAGAGUGUUUCGAUUUCAAAAUGGCUCUAGAAUCUUACAAUAAAGCUUCUGAUCUAGAGUCGCUGUUCUUACUCUAUUCAUCUUUCAACAAUCAAGAUGCGCUGGUAGAGCUCGGACAUAAAGCCCAGAAAGUCGGAAAAUACAACUUGGCAUUCAACGCCUUCUGGGUUGCUGGCGAUGUUGAUAGUGCUAGAGAACUUCUUGCAUCAAGCGGAAGAUUUUCCGAGGCCACCAUUCUGUCGAAGGCCUAUAGCGACGAUGUGAAAGACACUAAUAGCAUGGUAGCGAGGUGGAAGGAAUGUCUAACUGAAAAUGGAAAAGGCGCCAUUGCGUCAAGAAUUUUGGAGGUCAGUGAGAAUGAGAAUAAAGUUGCGGACUCGCCAUUGAUUGAUAUAGAUGCAGAAGAUGAUAAAAAAGAAGAACCACUUCUUAAUGAAAGCACUCCAGCUGGAGAACCGGAAGCGGAAGAUGAGAAGAAAGAGGGUGAAGAAUCACAAGAUUGA